AUGAACGAUAAAAUUUCAGAGUCCAAUAGUGUUUCUUUGGAAAAAGUCCAGGGGGAUUCCGAUAGCGUGGGCGCUCAACCCAUAAAAAUUGAGGAAGCUAGUCCACAAAUGCAAGCGAUACCAGCUAUCGGAGAGAAUGUAACAAAGGAAACCGAACCUAAGGUUCAUACCAUACCGCAGCAGCAAGCGACACCAGCCGUCGGGGAGAAUGCGAAGGAAACUGAAGAUAAGGUUCGUGCUAUACUGCAGCAACCAAAAUUGACUCCUGAAGAAAGGGAGAGAAAGAAGCAAGAGUUAAUUCAAAGACAAAGGGAAGCGCGACAACGAACCGCAGAAAUGACGUCGAACAAUUCUUCUGGUGGCAGUAUCAGUACACCUGAACCCACGGUUGUCAAACCCAGAGAGGACUUAAUAUCACAAGCGAUCAAAUUUCUUUCCAGUCCUUCUCUUACUAAUGUUGAUGAAGAAAAGAAGGUUCAAUUUCUGCUAAAUAAAGGGAUGACAAAAAAGGAAAUAGAUAUUGCCAAGGAACGCGUGGGAACAAUGCACAUUCCACCCAUAGUUCCACCACGAACCUAUCCCACCGUAGUGCACGCCCCUCCGAUAGUCGCAGCGAGAGCACCAAUGUGGAAGAAACUUAUUUAUGUAUUAAUUUUAACUGGUGCUUUCAGUGCUCUUAUGAUUGCUGCGAUCAAGAAAUUACUUGGCCCAAUGGUUACAGCAGUCAUCGCUGCAAAGCAGCAACUUUAUUCUCACCAACUUUCUCUUCUUAGAAAAUUCAACGAAAAGCUAUCAUCGUUCGUGACAUUAUUAGAGAAGGGGUCUGAUAAAUUUUCGAGCAAUAACAAGAUAAUUGAGGUAGACGAUGAAGAAAACGAACUAAUGCCUUUGGAAGACGAAGCAACCGCGCCACCGUCUUUAUUAGCGCCACUAUCAACAGAUUUAGCAAAUUUAAGUGAACGAAUAUAUAUACAUCGCCAAAAUAUAUUAAAAAAUGAAGCAAUGGAAGACUUACAACGUUCGCUGACAUCAUUGACAACUUAUCUUUCAACAAACGCGUUUUCAAAUUGGUCAAUUGACAAUGAGUAUAGUGGUGACUCAACCGUAGAACAAGUAAAAAAUGAAAUCAGGAGCAUAAAGGGGUCAUUGAUUGGUCGUAGUAAUUUCCCAAAAAUUCCGGUAAUGUCAUUACCAUCAUCAUCGACCUCAUCAUAUUCGUCGAAAAAAUACCAAUCGACACCAAAACACCAAAUCGUCGAACCUGCUGACGCGAAUGAAAUGAAC
Messenger RNA from Acaulospora colombiana, 1284 nucleotides. Lineage: Eukaryota; Fungi; Glomeromycota; Glomeromycetes; Diversisporales; Acaulosporaceae. The record is from the annotation of a GenBank genome assembly.